This is a messenger RNA of Glycine soja, 1334 nucleotides long. RefSeq names its product cell division control protein 2 homolog D-like. The record is from RefSeq and is a predicted model, not a curated record. Gene Ontology annotation, biological process: regulation of G2/M transition of mitotic cell cycle; signal transduction; G1/S transition of mitotic cell cycle. Gene Ontology annotation, cellular component: cytoplasm; cyclin-dependent protein kinase holoenzyme complex; nucleus. The coding region runs from base 80 to 1027 and encodes 315 amino acids. The transcript is spliced from 8 exons. Lineage: Eukaryota; Viridiplantae; Streptophyta; Magnoliopsida; Fabales; Fabaceae. Gene Ontology annotation, molecular function: cyclin-dependent protein serine/threonine kinase activity; ATP binding; cyclin binding.
UGCGGGAUUUGAAAAUUGAAAUUCAAAAAAAAAAAAAAAAACCUGUUACAGAGAGAUACAGAGAGAGACGGAGACGGAGAUGGAGAAAACGGGCGCAGGAGUAGUAGUGUUAUCGGCGAAGGAGGCAUUCGAGAAGCUUGAGAAGGUCGGAGAAGGGACAUACGGGAAGGUGUACAGGGCACGAGAGAAGGCCACUGGGAAAAUCGUUGCUCUCAAGAAGACUCGUCUUCACGAGGACCAAGACGGUGUUCCUCCCACCACACUUCGCGAGGUUUCCAUCUUGCGAAUGCUCUCUCGCGAUCCCCAUGUCGUUAGGUUAAUGGAUGUGAAGCAAGGCCAGAACAAGGAAGGGAAGACAGUGUUGUACUUGGUGUUUGAGUACAUGGACACUGAUCUCAAGAAAUUCAUCCGCUCCUUCGAUCAACCGGGACAAAACAUUCCACCCGAAACUAUCAAAAGCUUGAUGUACCAGCUUUGCAAGGGGAUUGCUUUCUGCCACGGUCAUGGGAUCUUGCACAGGGACUUGAAGCCUCACAAUCUGUUGAUGGACCGAAAAACAAUGAUGCUUAAAAUUGCUGAUCUUGGACUCGCUCGGGCAUUUACUGUGCCAAUUAAGAAAUAUACACAUGAGAUACUAACCCUGUGGUAUAGAGCUCCUGAAGUCCUCUUGGGUGCUACCCAUUACUCAAUGGCAGUGGACAUAUGGUCCGUUGGCUGCAUAUUUGCCGAACUUGUCACCAGACGAGCUCUCUUUCCUGGUGAUUCCGAGCUUCAACAACUCCUGCAUAUAUUCAGGCUAUUGGGUACUCCUAAUGAAGAGGUGUGGCCAGGGGUGAGUAAACUAAAGGACUGGCAUGAAUACCCCCAAUGGAACUCUCAAAGUCUGUCAACGGCUGUUCCAGGUUUGGAGGAGCUUGGACUCGAUUUGCUAUCUCAAAUGUUGGAGUAUGAACCUUCCAAGAGGAUUUCUGCAAAGAAAGCAAUGGAACAUGCUUACUUCGAUGACCUGGACAAGAGGAAUCUUUAGAAAGACACAGAUUGAUUCAAGAUUUGGUUGUAGAAAUUUAUGACUACCAAUUUAUUUUUAUGCUUCUCUCGAGCGUGUAUCGUUUUAGGAUGAUGGACUUUUGCUGUUUAACUUUUCAUAUUUGAGGACUGAUGGAGUGAUUGAUUGCGCUUGGGAUUUAUUUGCAGAAACUACAUUUGAAAUUAGGAUUAGUAAAAAAAAUGUUCUGUUUAGUUUUCAAUAUAAAGCAAUAGAGAUAGUUGCAUCUACAGCUACAUGUGGAUCUUGCAUGACUUCCUAUAAAUGAAGGGAUAACUUUCAUACAUAA